Molecule: messenger RNA, 2613 nt
Organism: Saccharomycopsis crataegensis
Lineage: Eukaryota; Fungi; Ascomycota; Saccharomycetes; Ascoideales; Saccharomycopsidaceae
Exons: 1
Coding region: 1-2613 (870 amino acids)
Biological process (GO): macroautophagy
Cellular component (GO): fungal-type vacuole membrane
Source: RefSeq, a predicted model, not a curated record
AUGUCACCCAGUUGCUUAGUUUUUCUACUCAACUCCCUCAUUGUUGCCGCUAGUGUCCAUGCUAGUGUUGCUUCUGUGGCUGCGCCCGCACUGCUGCUGCUGUUAGCAGUCAACGAUGGCGACAGUCUAACUGUUAUAGACAUAUUGUCAAAGAAUGUGGAAUUUAGCGUGUUUUUGAGAGUUCUACAACGAAGUGGGCUAAUACCGACCUUGAAUAUUCGCAAAAACUUCACACUUAUUGCUCCUGUUAAUUCUGCUUUUGCUUACUCCAAUUUUGAAGAUGACUUGCUGGUAAUUCAGGAUAACAUCCAUCAAUAUAUUAUUAACAAUUCCUUCUUGUCUUCUGAUAUCGAGGGACUUCAAAUCUUUGAGACCACUAAGGAACCAGUCAAUAAUGUUUUCACCCCAAUAACCGUGGAAGUUUUGCAAAAUGAUUAUGAUGAUAAUGAGAAUAUGUUCACCAUUGAUGGGGUAGAAGUGGUAGAGCCUAAUUUAAUUGCCUACUCGCAAGAUUCUGUGGUUCAUGGUAUCAAUCAAAUUUUACCAGUAAGUGCGUCUACUUGCGAGUUUGUUGAUACUUUAUCCAGUAACUAUAAUGGGAGUUUCGAUAUUUUUAGUAAACUAAUGGCUGUGGAUUACUGUAGUGCAGACAAACUGAUUUCAGGAACCACAUUGUUAUUACCAUUAGAUGAGAAUAUUGAAAUCAAUGAUAUAGAAUUGAACUAUUUGCUGUCCACUCACGGCUCUGCCGAUAGAAGCCUCCUUGUUAAUAGGAAUAUCUUUCAUGGAUAUGUUGGCGGGCAAGUUGCUGGUGUUUAUAAAGAUUUUAAUGAAGAUGAUGUUGAGUUCCAAAACCUUCAUGAUGGUAAUAUAGUUAUUAUUGAUGGUAAGAAAGCCAAAUAUUCAAAUGUUCUAUCUGAUGAUGGGAUCAUUCACAUUGUUGGAGAAUUCGAUCCAUCGCCUGUUGAGUUUACUCCAAGAAAAUAUUUAUACGGUUUGAAUAGUGAUGAUUUUGUCGAUGAGCUUGAUUUCAGAAGCUUGUCCUAUUUAAUUGAUGAUAACAGUAUUUCGCAAACCUUGUUCCUCUUCGAAGAAGAGGAUGAUGAUAAUGAGGGUAGUUCUUUUGGAAAACGAGACUUGAUCGUCCUUGACAAAAAAUCUAUUAAAGCUCAAAGUUCAACUCAUAAGGAUCAAUUGCUUUAUCAUUUUAUUGACGGAAAGAUUGAUGUUUCAAGCUCUGGACUUUACGACAGCAAAGUGUGUAGAAACAAGAGAAUCGGUAAUAAUUGUCAAAAAAUCAAAAUCAAUCACAACGCAAACACAGGGUCAUUAUCUUUGAACAAUGAAGUGAAAGUGUUAAAUCCAUCAGAAAAAAUCUCUAUUGCUAACACUGAUAUUUAUCACAUUGAUAAGGAGUUUUUCUUGCCUCUGAGUUUAGAGAGUGCUGUUGGUUCGUUAAGUCGCUGUACUACUUCCAUGAAGUAUUUAAAUGCUUUCAAUCUAUUGGAUUUGGCAAACAAUAAAAAAGGUUAUACUGUUUUCUUACCUUGUUUCAGCAGCUGGUCAAGAUUAGAUUUAACUCUUGAUUACUUGAAGAAGAAUAGCACUGCAUUAUUAUCUAUUUUGCAAAAUGGGAUUGUUAAUGGAUUGGUUUAUAGCGAUUUUGAUGAAGAUAUUAUCACUACUAAUCUUAAUAAUGAGUUGGUUGAAAUUAAACCUGUGAAAAGCGAUGACCAUGAAAAUUUCAACAAGUUGUUAGUGAAUGGUAGGGAAAUCAAUGUUGAAAGAAACCGUGAUAUCAUAUUUGACAAAGGGGUUGUGCAACCAAUUAAUGGUGUUGUUAUUCCUCCACAUGUUCAGAUAACUUUGACUGAUCUAAUCAAAACUGCUUCCCCAGACAAUAAUUUGUUCCUUGAGCUAAUGGAUUUCACCAAUUUAUCACACGUUUUGAACAGCCCAAAUUACUCUGUUAUUCUUCCCAGUACAAUGGCCUUAACUGCCGCUAACUUCACGAAGUUUACGCCGUUAUCAAUCCUUGAAACUUUUUUGAAGUUGCACAUUGUUCCAAAUCACGUCUCCCAUGGUGAAAAUGAUAUUGAUCAUGAUAACUUAUUCGACUGCGGUUCUAAGAUCCCAACAUUGUUGGACAGUGUUCACUUGGCUUGCAGACCGUUCAAUGAUAGAUCCAAUUACUUGCAAAUUGUUGAGGGUGCUGACUUAGAAGUUAGAAUCUUGAAAACUGGUUGUUCCACAUUAAGUAACCAAUCAUGCAUUUUUGUGAUUGACAAGGCAAUUUUACCAGAUUGGUUGAGUCCUGGAAAAAAGUUGAAAUUUCAUUUACCACUUGCCGCUUACGGGGUUGGGUUCGUGUCGGGUAUUAUCUUCAUAUUCCUUUUAUUACCAUGUUGUUUGUUAGCUAUUGUUAAAAGCAGCAAAAGCCAGAAUGUGGCGGAUGAUGAACAAGAUCCGGAGUCUGGAGAAGAUCAAAGAUUAUUACCAUCGACCUCCAAUGACCAGCAUAAUUAUGAUCUGAUCUCCAAUAGUACCCUAAGAGAAUCUAUUCCUCAGCCUAUUGCCAACCACAGUGGUCAAAAUCAAAUACCUAUAUUUUAA